Molecule: messenger RNA, 1405 nt
Organism: Harpegnathos saltator (Jerdon's jumping ant)
Lineage: Eukaryota; Metazoa; Arthropoda; Insecta; Hymenoptera; Formicidae
Product: protein YIPF6
Exons: 7
Coding region: 437-1093 (218 amino acids)
Biological process (GO): endoplasmic reticulum to Golgi vesicle-mediated transport
Cellular component (GO): membrane; trans-Golgi network
Source: RefSeq, a predicted model, not a curated record
GCGGGUGACAUCUGUCGACGCGCUGGGACUUUCGUCGGAUGUCAUUUCUAGCUAGCCCGUCAUCGAGAUCAUCGAGUCACCGGCGGUUCGUCUCGGUUAUGAGCGCGCGCUGAUCGCGGGUCCAGUGAGGUCGCGGAUUGCCGAUUAAAUGCCGCGUCUUCAUGUUUUAAUGUUAGCCGCAGUGACAUCGGACUGUAAAUCGUCGGAGCGAAAGAACGUGCGUGCGAGCGCGUUGUACAGCGUGGUGUGCGCGAUACGCGUGUGAACGUUCGGACGAAGUUGCCGAUACACGUGACGAGUUUCCCGUGAUAUGCCGAGACGUAUCAUCCGUGGAAUCGUCGACAACACAUCUCUCCGCAGUAGUUUCUUGCAGUAAUCUUCGAAUCCGCGUCGGCAGUAAACAUGGCGGCAAUAACCGAGGCGAAGCUGGACGCAAAUGUACGAUGAUGCCGCUUACACUGUGGAUCCUCAGCAUGUUGAAGGCGAGAUGACAAUAGGUGCAAAGCAGAAAUCUACUUUAGGAGAGCCAGAAUUUAAUACGCUAGAUGAGCCCAUCAGAGAUACAAUUUUGAGGGACGUCCGUGCAGUGGGCAAGAAAUUUUUCCAUGUUUUAUAUCCUAAAGAGAAGAAAAGUCUGCUGAAGGAAUGGGAUCUAUGGGGACCAUUAGUAUUAUGCACAUUCAUGGCGAUGAUAUUACAAGGUUCCUCAGACACACCAGAUUCAAAUGAUGGAGGGCCUGAAUUUGCAGAAGUAUUUGUUAUUGUAUGGAUCGGGUCUAUGGUUGUUACAUUGAAUUCAAAACUUUUGGGUGGAAAUAUAUCUUUCUUCCAAAGUGUUUGCGUCCUAGGAUAUUGCCUACUACCAACUGCCAUCGCACUAAUUAUAUGCAGAAUUAUAUUGAUGGUGCAGCAAACUACACUUCUAUUUAUCAUUAGGUUUGUGAUCACUGUGAUUGGAUUCUUAUGGGCAACAUAUGCGUCGAUGGCAUUCCUUGGCGACAGUCAACCUGUAGGGAGAAAAGCUUUAGCAGUAUAUCCAAUUUUUCUAUUUUACCUCGUAAUAUCGUGGCUAGUUAUAUCCCACACUGUGUAAGAUGCAACGCAAUAACUUCUCCAUCAGAAGACUGUAUACCGCUCUGGGCUUCCAAAUGGAUCCCAGACGACAAAAAAUCAAGCAAAAAGCGGAUUAAACGACGCAAGUAUUUCAUAAAUAUUUUCCAAGUCCCAUGUUUGGACAUAUAUUCCAAUAUCGUGCUUUUUUGUGAAUGAUACACAUAACUAUAGUGUGACCGAGUAUUUAUUAUCUCCUUAGAAUAUUAUUCGAUAAUGUCAAUUACCAGAUCUGUAAUUAAAUAUUGUGAAAACUUCUGAGGUUAUAUACAAUCCAGCUAAAUUAUUAUCGGUA